GGUUGACGAUGAAGGGCAUUCUCCUACUGAGAUCGCGGACGAGGAAGACAUGGAAGAGGUGCAACCUCCAGGCGGUGUUUUGGUGACCAAGGAGGAGAUCGCGAAGGAUGCCCUACGUGGAACGCGGAAAAAGAAACGCGAAAGGUCUGGCCCGGAGAUCAAGCAAGAGGAAGAGGAGGAAAGUCCCAACAAGCGAGCACUGGCUUCGGGUGACGCGCCCCUAUCUGGUCGUGAACUACGAGAACUACUUCAGAUGCACAUGUUCGAGAUGAGAGCGGCAUGGGGUGAAGAACGAGCCAGAGUGGAUCGACUUGAGCACAAACAAGGGACGAUGGAGAAUGAGGUGAGUGAAAUGAAGGGUCGCACAGCUGCUAUGGAAAUCAAGGUACAAGAACACUCCACCACACAAGGGCGACAUGAGCGGAAGUUGGACGAGAUUGCCGAGGUCUACGCUGAUGCGGUACAGCAGUUCUUCAAGGGGAUCAAGAAAAAGUGGAAACAAUACCCCAUUGUGGUGGGGGCCGAUGUCAAUGAGCAACCUGGGUGGCAUGAAGUGGAGGAUGGACGAUUUGAGGUGAUCAAUGCCAAUGUUAACCUCAGCUCGUUUCUGGAAGAAGCUAUGCGUGCUGGUAUUUGGCCCAACUCUCCCUCCUCCCAUCUUCUCCGAUGCCCGACGCACUACCCGAGGGACACCACUCGGGAAGGGCGACAGAUCGACAUGAUCCUCGGGAAGAGCGUUUCUAUUGGCAAUACACACAUUCGCCCUGAGCUUAGACACUGCAUCGGCACGGACCACGCGGAGCUCAAUGCGGACAUUUUCUCCUCGAUUUCUCGACGCCAAGCAUGGGGGCAAGACACUCGACCGAGGCGCCUCACAGCUAUCCUUCCGGACACUGACACCAUUGUGGACAGCACCGACCUCAAGGCACUCGCGAAGGAAUGCACAGCCCCGAGAGCGUCCCCAUGCUAUGUGGACUCUCUCGAGCUCAAGGAGCUGAUCAACCGGGCGAGAGAGUUCAAUGACAAGGAGGACUGGAAACGCAUCCACAAACUUCGGAAAAAGGCAAUCCGGCAAUGGCAAAAAGACAGGGCCGAGAAGGUUGUCCAAGGUGAUUGGUCCGCUUUCCGCUCCUACAAACGAGACAGAGUGCGCCGUAAGGGAUGGUGGGGUCGGAUGCUUCAGGAUAAAUCUGCGGCUGAGCUGACCAAGGUUCGUCGACCUGAGCGCUGGCAUCCCUACACGAAGGAGGAGAUCUUCGAAACCCCUUCUCAUAUGAAGACGUACACUGCCGUGGGGCUCGACCUUGUCUGUGUGGACCUUAUCAAGGCUAUCAUCCUCCAUGACGUUCUUGGAUCACAACUCGUCGACUUGAUCAACCACAUCAUCUACCACAACGAGCAACCAGAGGAGUGGUCGGUCAGACGCCAAGUUGCUGACCUCAUUGGUGCCAUGACUAGAAUGAGGGACAUUGCACACGAAUGGAGGGAACCUCUGCUCUUCGCGAAGCUGGACGUAGCUGGCGCAUUCGACCGCCUCUCGAGGGAUGAAGUUGCGGAAAUGAUCGUCAGCAGAACCAAGAACACUGCCCUCGGCGUAGAAGCACAGUUUCUGUUACGCCAGCUGGACAUCAAUGUUCUACGGGGAAUGGUUCCAGGGGGACAUGAGAUCACUGUUGAGGCCAACGUGGGCAUACGCCAAGGCUCCCCUGACUCGGCGGAACUCUUCGGGCUGGUGAUGGGCAUGCUGCUGGAUGAUAUGCUGGAAAGAGACCCAUGGAAGAAUGUGGGACUCGCGUUCAAGGACCUCCCUGUGGACUUGUUCUUCUUCCAGGACGACGUGUUUGUGUUUGAUACCACGGCAGCCCGGCUCGCGAGGAAGAUAGAGAUCAUUGGUGGUGCGCUUGGCAAAGGAGGCCUCAAGCUAGCGAUGAACAAGACAAAAGUCAUUGCCUCCCCUGACUACAAAGGGAAAAUGACACUCAGGGUCGAGAAACAGGACGUCACCAUCCACAAGGACUCCGCUAUCCGUGUCUUGGGUGUUUCCUUUGAUCUUGGAGAGACACCUGCACAACAAGCUGAAGAAUUGCUAGGUUCGUGGUCUCAGAAAGCCUUCAUCAUCUCCAUGCUGAUCACGGCGACAUGGAGAUGGUCGGCAGGAUGUGUACACUGGAGUAAGGAGAGCCUAGCGAAAGCCAAUAGCCUCCAGGCUCAGAUUUUCAGAUCGCUGCAGUGGCCGGCAAUGACUGGCCCAGUCUGGCUCAGGAUGUUCGUUGUUCCGUUGGUGCGUGUGAUGCCUGACAAGCGGAUUGCCCUGGCUGAGACCUCUUCUUCUUCCUCUUCCUUCUCUGUGUCGGCCACGGUGACCCGGACUCAAUAUGCCAAAGCUCCCAUGGAUGAACCUCGCCUACGUGAUGGAACCCUCCAAAUUUUGACAUCGGGUGACGUUGAGUUCAACUGCGGCAUCAAGACGGACAUCGAUGUGCCAUGGACUACCUCGACUUCGUCGACCUCCAGCACCACGAGCACACCAGGGGAGAUUUUUCUCCACCAUGAUGAGAGCACCCAGACGUUCGCCAACUACACGACGACAAGCUCCACCUCGCCCACGGCCGCCUCCUACUAUGCCCCUGCACACGAAGCUCACCUGUGGGAAACCAAUUGGAAUGGAGAAUCGGAGCCAUGGCCAACUUGGGAUGAGAGUGAGGAUGGCAACGGGGACACCCUGCUACAGCCUGUCACAGAGAACCCUGAGCAGUCAGCCGGGAACUCGACUCUGGAGGGCGCAUGCACACCACAAGAUCCGGGCGAGGGUGACAAUGACAACCUGGAACAGCUCCCCGCGUUCAUGUAUGAUGACGACUAUGUGAUGAACUAUGUCCGGGCCAUCGAAGAAAAACAUGCUCGCCUACUGCAGGCAAAGGUCCACUCCGGGGGCGAGUUCAUCUUCGUCAUCCUGGUCUACGUGCCCUACUUUGUGUACUUUGCCCUCGCCUUUGCCCGCUUCCCCGCCUACUUCGUCAUCCAGCUCUACAGCGACUACUCAGGAGGAGGCGACGCAAUCAGGACAAUGGUUGACGCGCAGGGUUACCAUCCAGAGAAUACGUGGCCGACUACGUGGCAAGACACACAAGGACCACCCGUCUUGGUAUACCCGCCCGCACAUGAUGAAGCACCUGGAGAAGAUGACCUUGGUGAACACCCGUCCUCUACCUCUUCCCCUGCACAAGCCGAGGAAGUGACCACAGAACAUGGGGAAGCAGUGUCAGAGGCGGAACUUGUGGACGAUGAACCGAUUGCUGACAAGGAGGACGAGGAGACACCAGACAAGCUCCAGCUCGCCGAGGAGUCCACUAGAGCUUCGGCGACACUGGGGCGGCCAAGGUGCCCGACGAAUGGCAAGGAGGAAAAGAAGCUGCGUGACUGCCUCAGGGAGACAGGCCCUAUCCCAGAGGAGGAGGAAAUUCAUUCUGAGGAGUUGAUUGAGGAGAACAGUGUAAACCUUGCUACUUCGUACGAGGCGCAAGUGGAGGGCGACACGCAGGAGGAAGUGAUUACACCUGGUACAGAUUCGACUACGGUGGAUGAGGGACAAACUUGGCCCGACGAUGCCUGGGCAGAAGGCUGGACGACGUGGAAUGGGUGGAAUGGCUGGACAUGGAGUACCACCGCAUGGAGAUGGGAAGAUUCGGGUUGGACUCGAGGGACACACUGGGAAACAACGAGCACCUCCUCGACCUCAACCACGACCACCAUGAUGGACGCCAGUAGCAUGCAGCUGACCGACAACGAGCGCAGCAACCUUGAACAGUUGCGGGUGCCAACGGUGCAGGUGGACAGGUUUGCCCAGCUGCUUGAUGUACUUCAAGACCACCAAGUACAAGAACGUGGCCCUGAAAGUCGCUGGGCUCUUCAAUGUGUCCUACGAAGAGCGGAACACGCCGAAGAAGCCCUGGAGCUGAUGCUGAAUGUUAUUUCGCGAAGGCUGCAACCGAGGGGCGUUUACCCCAUUACCCGCACACCGGGGACGGACAACCAGAUGCGGAACCUCUACAGCUGGGCUCAGAACUUUGCCUCGGUCAUCCUGCACUCGAUGGAGGAGAUUCUUCGGCGUCCCCUCUUUGAGCAUGACUUCGAGCCGGAGUUUGUGGGGCAGAAUGCAUCCAGCUCGUCAUCUGUGCGAGCAGCCCGUACUGAGGGAAGGUCUCCGUCAAGCUCGCCUCCGCCAGGUUCAACAACAAGUGUAAGGGUGAGAUCUAGAAGUUGGAGCCGUGCAACAGAUGACGCGUCACAUGAGGCGACAGGAAGCGAAAGGAUCCACCCUUUUGAAGGGGUGAAUUCACCCACGAUGCCGACCGACUCGGGUUCUUCCACUGCUCUGCCGUCUGCUUCGUCGGGUCCACUCCUGGGAAUUUGGAGAGAACCUGACACGGAAGAGGGCGACGAUGCAGAUGAAAUACUCAGUUCGCAAAUGACCUCACUGACGACCACCUCGCAGCCAUCCACCGCCCCCUCUUCCUCUUCUACGCCGAGCAGCAUAUGGAUGGGUGAGUUUGGAGCAAUGGAGUCCAAUAUGAGGCAUGUGAGAUGGACAACCACAUCAACUACGCCCGUGCAGUAUGCAGCCAACUCCACCUCUUGGUCAGGGUGGGCUGAUGGGUUGACAUGUUGUUCGACUACGACCACCACGACGGAGGAGAGGUCCAUCGAGGAGGCCAUUCGUGAUGCGGUCAACUUGCAGGUCUUCAUGGGGGGGAGGUCCGACGUGCGUGACCUCAUGCGUCGGCUGCUUGACAGACUCAGGGCGCUUCACCGGCUGCAAAGACUCACCCAGGUGGCCAUUGAAGAGCUACAGCUAUGGAUGGUUCAGGAAGAUAUGGAGCGGCCGUGGAACGCAGCCACACAAGAACACCUACUGUGGCAUGUCAUAUCCAAUGGGGCGAACGGUGCUUCAGGAAGUGACCCUGCUUUGGUGCUGCCGGAAGUUGCACAUGUCAUCCUGCAGCCCAACUUGCCGGAUAGGGAAAAUCUUCGCCGUCAGCUACCAGGGCAGAGCGUGCGACAUGUCGUUGGGUAUCGGCGCAGGGCUUGGCGACAGCACGCAAACCAAGUGAUGAGGGGGCGACAGGGCGAGCCAGAAGAUGUCCCCGUGAAUGACCAGCACCUCUUCCUCGUCCAGACCAACUCUACGUCAGCUACCAGCAACAUCCCCCUCAAUGCGCCUGUUCCUCCUGACCCACAUCGUGACCAAGUACAGCUCGGGAUGAUGGUCCGGCUACACUUCAUGGGGGUGGACCGAUGGUGCGACAACGGCAACCUGGACCUGGAGCCCACCCAGCUGCUUCUUCGUCGUCACUACGUGCUCUUCGUCGUCCCCCACCGGAAGGGCGAGCUGAUGGUGAUGGUGAUGACCGGCGAGCUGAAGGACGCUCUCUGCGAUGACGAGGCAGACGACGUCUUUGAAGCAUGGGCUCGAUGCCGCACAGAAGGCGACAGCCCCAACGACACCAUUAUGCACAAGGGCGUCCACUAUGAGAUGACAAUUCGAAACACGUUUAUCAGCUUCGGGGUCUCCGACACUGCAAAGAGGAUGUUGAUCCGAAGCCACUCAGAGCCCAGUCUCGACCGCGAUGAUUGA
Molecule: messenger RNA, 5635 nt
Organism: Symbiodinium sp. CCMP2456
Lineage: Eukaryota; Dinophyceae; Suessiales; Symbiodiniaceae
Source: the annotation of a GenBank genome assembly